This is a messenger RNA of Brassica napus (rape), 2524 nucleotides long. Its product is annotated as glutathione hydrolase 1-like. Gene Ontology annotation, biological process: glutathione catabolic process. The transcript is spliced from 7 exons. Bases 776 to 2170 code for a protein of 464 amino acids. Gene Ontology annotation, cellular component: plasma membrane. Gene Ontology annotation, molecular function: glutathione gamma-glutamate hydrolase. The record is from RefSeq and is a predicted model, not a curated record. NCBI's taxonomy places the organism in Eukaryota, Viridiplantae, Streptophyta, Magnoliopsida, Brassicales, Brassicaceae.
CUGACGAUGGACGGUGUUCUGAGAUCGGUAUGAGUGUCCUUCAACAAGGAGGAAACGCUAUUGAUGCGUCGGUGGCCGCUGCUCUCUGUUUGGGCGUUGUGAGUCCAGCAUCUAGCGGUAUAGGAGGUGGAGCGUUUACAGUGGUUAAGAUAGCUGGCGGGGAGGCUAUUGCUUAUGAUUCUAGAGAAACAGCUCCUCUACGUGCCACUGAGGAGAUGGUGAUGAUUAUGUAUCAACAAAUGGAUAUGUAGUUUACAUAGGGCAUCAUCCGGUGUCGUGGUCUUCUAAGAAACAAAAGAGCAUCGCUCGUUCUUCCACGGAAGCGGAGUAUCGUUCUGUAGCAAACACUUCCUCCGAGUUGAUUUGGAUCACUUCAUUACUUCAUGAACUUGGGAUUCCACUUACUGGAACUCCAACCAUUUAUUGUGAUAACUUGGGUGCCACAUACUUGUGUGCUAAUCCCGUGUUUCAUUCUCGUAUGAAACAUGCUGCGUUAGAUUAUCAUUUCAUCAGGAAUCAAGUUCGAUCAGGUGCCUUACGUGUGGUUCAUGUCUCUACAAAAGAUCAACUGGCAGACACUAUGACCAAGCCACUUUCAAGACAAUCAUUCACUUCAGUUAUUGGCAAGAUUGGAGUGAUGAAGCUUCCCCCCUCCAUCUUGAGGGGGCGUAUUGAGGGACAAUCAUCUACAUGAUUGAUAUCGUAUCAUCUAGAUUAGGAUAGUGAAUAUAUUGUCAUUUAUUAUAAUCGUGAUACCCUAACUCCUCUUGAUAAUAUGUAUGGGAGCAAUCCUGAUCUAAAGAAGAAAGGAAUCUUAUCAGCAGGCGUUCCAGGGGAACUAGCAGGAUUAUACACAGCUUGGAAACAACACGGAAAGCUCCCAUGGAAGCAGUUAGUGACUCCUGCAGAGAAACUUGCAGAAGGAGGAUUCAGGAUUUCAAAGUAUCUCUACAUGCAGCUGAACGCGACAAGAGCAGAUGUCUUGGCAGACAAAGGUCUCUCUGAGCUAUAUGUUUCUAAUGGACAGUUCAAGAAACCAGGGACGAUUAUCCAUAACAGAAAAUUGGCUUUUACACUCAAGCAAAUAGCUGAGAAUGGUCCAAAAGCGUUUUACAAUGGCACGGUGGGUGUUAGCCUAGCGAGCGAUAUUAGUAAAGCUGGAGGGAUAAUAACUUUGAAAGAUCUGCAAAGUUAUAGAGUUAAAGUUCGAAAACCGUUGUCCGCAAACAUUCUUGGAUACGAACUACUCGGUAUGCCUCCUCCUUCAUCAGGUGGCGCUGCAAUGAUGCUUGUUUUGAACAUUCUUUCUCAAUACGGGAUUCCAUCAGGUGUUUCGGGCUCUCUUGGUGUUCAUAGACUAAUCGAAGCUCUGAAACACGCUUUCGCGGUUAGGAUGAACCUUGCUGAUCCAGAUUUUGUAGAUGUUACUAAGGUUGUUUCAGAUAUGCUGUCUCCAGAAUUUGCAAAAGACUUGAAGACCAAGAUAAACGAUGACAAAACCUUUGAUCCAAAAUAUUAUGGCGGCAUGUGGAAUCAAAUCAACCAUCAUGGAACAUGCCAUUUCUCGAUCAUAGAUAGCGAGAGGAACGCUGUUUCGAUGACUACUACAGUAAACGGUUACUUUGGGGCAGUGAUGCUAUCUCCAAGCACUGGAAUCGUUCUAAACAACCAAAUGGAUGAUUUCACGAUCCCAUCAAAGUCCAGCGGUGACCUAAAUGUGCCGCCUCCAGCACCGGCUAGCUUCAUCAGACCCGGGAAACGACCAUUGUCCUCAAUGUCACCCACCAUUGUGCUCAAGGACGGUAAAGUUAAAGCUGUGGUGGGUGCUAGCGGUGGAGCGAACAUCAUCGCCGCGACAACAGAAGUUUUCUUGAAUCAUUUUUUCCUCAACAUGGAUCCUCUUUCUUCUGUUUUGGCUCCAAGAAUCUACCAUCAGCUGAUACCAAACAAAAUUUCGUUUGAGAAUUUGACGACAGUGUUCGGUGAUCAUUUCGAGAUACCUAAAGAGACAAGAGUUGUGUUGGAAAAGAAAGGUCAUGUUCUAACGCCAAUGACCGGAGCCACGAUUGUUCAGUUCAUAGUUCAGGAAUCAGAUGGAAAUGCUGGCGGAAUGAGUAAGCUUGUGGCAGUUAGUGAUCCAAGGAAAGGAGGGUUCCCCUCUGGAUACUGAGUUUGUAUUUAGUUUUGCUGCCAUUUUUAAUUUAUUGACGAAUAAAAUAAAUAAAAUUUUGUAUUGUUUUUUUUUCUUUUUGCAAUAAUGUUGAUCCAGAUAUAUAUGUAUAAUUCUACAAUCUCAAUAUGGGGAAUAUUGGAAUUAGAGGUUCCAUUAAACGACCAACCUUAAUGCUAAUGCACGUUAGUGGGAGCUACAUAUACAACCAGAGAUUUCUCACAAAUGAUCUUCAACCUUGAAAUGAUGCACGGUUCGUCGUGUAAAAAUACAAAUUUAAAGAGUAGUUCGAGUUGUUCAGAAAAUUGAAUAUAGAGUAGUCAAAUAUUGAAAAUUUAAAUUAGCCGUCAGUGC